AUGGGACGCAUCCGCGAUUGGGUGCAAGAGAACUUCCCUGGUGCCGUGAUAGAGCAGAAGACCUAUCAUGGGCAGGUACGGUUCAGUAUCCCUGCAACAGCGGCGUCUUCAUCUUCGAAGGCAGAUAUCACUGAAUAUGCAGAGAGUCCUGUCGCCGAUGAAGAAGAGCUCGGACGCGAACUCAGAAGUCAAUCAUGGCCUAUGGUUCAAGGGGGCCCAAGUGCUGCCAACAACGGCAUCGUCAGUACCAUAUUCUCGAAGCUGGAGCAGAGCAAGGCUGUUCUAGGCGUCCAGUAUUACUCUGUCAGCCAAACUACAUUGGACCAAGUCUUCCUCGCCAUUGUUGGCCAGCAUAAUAUCCGGGAGGAGAAUGCUGGAUAG
Aspergillus viridinutans is the source of this 381-nucleotide messenger RNA. RefSeq lists its product as uncharacterized. NCBI's taxonomy places the organism in Eukaryota, Fungi, Ascomycota, Eurotiomycetes, Eurotiales, Aspergillaceae. Bases 1 to 381 code for a protein of 126 amino acids. The transcript has a single exon. The record is from RefSeq and is a predicted model, not a curated record.